Molecule: messenger RNA, 2175 nt
Organism: Pecten maximus
Lineage: Eukaryota; Metazoa; Mollusca; Bivalvia; Pectinida; Pectinidae
Product: eEF1A lysine and N-terminal methyltransferase-like
Exons: 14
Coding region: 93-2114 (673 amino acids)
Molecular function (GO): S-adenosylmethionine-dependent methyltransferase activity
Source: RefSeq, a predicted model, not a curated record
GCACGUGGUUUGUUUAUAAUAUGAAUAUGUAUGGUGUGUCUUGAUGUGUCGACCUGAGGGAUAACACAGGUUCAGUCAGUGACCUGCACAGAAUGGAUCUCCUACCAAGGAACCACAGUGAAUUCCACUCGCCACAAUACUGGGAUCAAUUUUUCCAGAAACGAGGAACUAAAGCCUUUGAAUGGUAUGGCGAGUACCCAGAGUUGUGUGGAAUUCUUCACAAGUACAUCAAACCCACAGAUAAACUACUCAUGGUUGGUUGUGGUAACUCACAGCUCAGUGAAAAUCUCUACGAUGUCGGCUACCACAACAUCAUCAACAUUGACAUCAGUGAUACCGUCAUCCGUCAGAUGACGGAUAAGAAUAAGAAGAGUCGUCCAGAUAUGAAGUUUCUCAAAAUGGAUGUCAAAAAGACAGAUUUUGCAGAUGGUGAAUUUGGGGUGGUGUUAGACAAAGGAACACUGGACGCUCUGAUGGUGGACGACAGCACCGAAGUGGUGGCUGAUAUUGAUGCCAUGUUUACAGAAAUUGGGCGAGUUCUAAAACAAGGAGGACGAUACAUCUGUAUUUCUCUUCUACAGGACCACAUCAUGAACAAAGUCCUUAAAUUCUUCCCCGACAUAGGAUGGCCAAUACGGAUACACAAAGUCAACACAGAGGACUCCGAGAACAAAGACAAGGAAUUCAACAUGCCUGUAUUUGCUGUGAUCCUAACAAAAUUCAAGAAACUACCAAAUAUGAAACAGAUCCUGGAGGUGGGUGCCAGCGAUGACAAGGUGGAGCGGAUGGAUUCCACGGAGAAGAUGCAUACAGUCUUAAAAGAGAUGCAGUAUUAUGCUAUCAUGAGACAGCAGAUCAAGAAAAGGGAGAUGGUUGGAGAGCAGGUUUCUUUAAGUCUCUAUAGUGAAGUGUCCAUCGCCCCACGCUACACCCUCUUCAUAGUAGACAGUGCUGACCAAAAAUUUACAAACAAAUUUGGGAUAUUCAUUGUACCCGAGGGCAGGGAGACUGAGUGGAUGUUUAGUACGGAGGAAGGCAGACAGAAACUCUCUCAGUCUGCUGGGUUUUGUAGACUAGUGGUGGUCACUCUCAACCGUUCCCACACUUACGAAACAUUGGAUACAAUCAAGUCAGAGUUAUCUCCCCAUGUCCUUGAGCUGGCACCACCCAACUUCAAGUCAGGAUCACAGGUGCCUUACUUGUCACUUGGAGACCACAAAGGCAACAGGACAGUCAGGUUUCAAGGUAACAGUCCUACCCUCGGGGAGCUUGUUGUCGAGGAUGUCGUCACCGAUCCAGGCCAAUACAGACGGAGACUCAUUUUCACUGACAAUCUUCCAUACUGUGAGGCUACUCUCAAACCAGAAAAGAAGCAGAGAAAAGGGAAACAUAAGACAAAAGAGACUGGGAAGUUAAUUUUGGACAAAUCAUAUUUGGAUUGUGAUUAUCUGAGAGCCAUGGUGGCUGGCCUAUCAUUUGUAACAGGAAAGACUGAUCAAGCUAAAGAGUGUAACUUAUCAGACUGUAAAGUGUUGGUGAUAGAGGGGAGGAAUGGAGGCCUUCCUACACUGUUACACCACCACUUCCCACAGAUGGUCUUGACUGUGCUGUUUCCAGAUGCAGUGAUGCAGCAGGUAGCCACUGAUUGGUUCAGUUUUGUACCAGACACCAAUAUGAAAGGUCACUGUGAUGACCCCGCCCCAUUUGUUAGCAGCAGUGCAAAGCAAGGUUUACUGAUGGAUGCUGUUGUUAUUGAUCUUGACUACCUGAAGUUGUCUCUUACAAUUGAGAACUUCCUUCAAGAAUCGUUUUUAUCAGACAUCAAGAAGCUACUUUCACCUAAUGGUGUCUUAGUAUGUAAAUGUCAGUGUAGUCAAGAGGAGACAAAGAAAUCAUUGCUACAGAAACUUUCAAGCUGUUUCCCUAAAGUGUAUUCAACAGACAUUGAGGACACAUCUUACACUGUUGUAUAUGCACUCAGCGGUGAUAGACAAACUUUAGAGACAGUCACCUCAAACUGUCAGUAUCUGAAUAACAUAAUAAAUUCCAAGGACAAAGACGAUGAUGUAGAUUUGUCACAGACAAUGAAAGACCUCACAUUGUUUGAGCCCUGAUUUCCUGUGAGGAAAUUACAUAUAAAUUAAACAAAAAAAAUAAAGAAAUACAUCAUGUUUC